UGACAGAAAAUGUGAUACCCGACAUGGCGGGCUUUACCGAGCGCGACAAAGCCCUAUUUCCAUUAAAAGGUAUCGGGUCCGUCGUUGAAAUAUUCAAAAAUCAACUUGAAAGUAACUUCGAACCGGACUUGACGCUUUUAUCGAUAAUCGCCGGCGCCGUCGAGAACACCCUCACGUGCCGGUCCACGCGCAUCAUGCAGGUACCCGAGCAGAUGUCCCUUCCAAUUAUUGAACUUGCAACCAUCGAAACACUUUAUCAUAAAUUUCACGCCGUUUUAAACGGUUCAGUUGAUGUAUCUGACCAUAAGAAUAAACCGUGCACCAGGGAACUUAUCAAGAAAGUAUCCGAUAUCAUCUGGAGUACUCUUACGAGGAGUUAUUAUAAAGACAGAGCUCAUUUGCAGAGUUUGUAUAGUUUAAUGACGGGUAAUAAAUUGGAUUGUUUUGGAGUUGCUUUCGCUGUAGUUGCUGGAUGUCAAGCGUUAGGGUUUGCAGACGUCCAUUUAGCUUUAUCAGAAGAUCAUGCAUGGGUUGUUUUUGGUGAACACGGUACUGAAACAGCUGAGGUGACUUGGCAUGGGAAAGGAAAUGAAGAUAAACGCGGCCAAGAAAUUGGGAAAGGAGUCUCAGCACGAUCUUGGUUAUAUGUUAAUAAUAAACCUGUAGUUUGUACAAGAGCCAUGGAAGUAGUCGCUUUAGUUUCUGCUAUAAAUCCAUCUUUGGAUGCAACACAUGAUGCAAGCGAAGUUGCAACUCUUCAACAAGAAUUAUUGUGGUUAUUAUACGAUUUGGGGCAUUUAAGUAGAUAUCCGAUGGCGAUUGGAAAUUUGGGUGACUUGGAGGAAAUUGCUCCAACUCCCGGAAGGGUUCCUUGCAGCGUUUUAUUUCAAGAGGCGAUUCUUUCAUCUAGAACUUAUUAUAAUAAUCAACAUGUUUAUCCAUAUACGUAUCAAGGAGGGUAUUUUUAUCGUAAUAAAAUGUAUAAAGAAGCUUUUGAAAGUUGGGCAAACGGUAGCGAUGUGAUUCGAUCAUACAAUUAUUCAAGAGACGACGAAGAAAUUUAUAAAGAAUUUCUUGAAAUAGCCAACGAAUUAAUCCCGUAUAUCAUGAAAAUUGAAAGUUCUGGUUUUAGUGCAAACACAAUUCUUAAAAAACCCGAAUGUUUCGCAAAUUUAUUACGUUUUUAUGAUGGAAUUUGUCAGUGGGAGGAAGGUAGUGCCACCCCGGUUUUACACAUUGGGUGGGCUAAGCCGUUAGUGAAUACGAUUUCGAAAUUUGAUGCGGACGUUCGAGCUCAAGUUAAUAUUGUUUGCGAGGCGGAACACGUUAAUGAAGAUAAAUCGAUUAAUAAAACGAAUGGAAACAGUGUUAAUUGUUUUAAUAACAAUAAUUAUUGUAUAUCUGAAGAGCCGAAAAAUAAAACAGGGGAUCAAGAAACUAAAGAAAAUCUUCAUCCAAGUAUUGAAGCCCUUACGGCGGGGUGUUCAGAAAAAAUUUUAAACCCUGAGUAUUUAUUACAAGGAGGUGGAUCACCUUUUAUGGGUGGUGAUGAAGAAAAAACGAAUGGAAUGAGUCCAAGUACAUCAAAAGUUCAGGAGAAAAAGGAGAUUAUCGAAAAAGAAGAAGAAAAACCAAUUGAUAUUCCCGAUAAAUCUAAACCAACGAUUAUUUUGCAUAGUCAAAAAAUGAAAGAAUUAAAGGGUUUGUUAUUGGCGGAGAAAUUAAAUACGCACGCGAUUUCGUUGCAUUUAACGGCACAAUCGCAGGUGCAAAUUGGUAAAAAGAGUCGUGGUGAGGAUGGUAACGUUCGACCUAAACGAACAAGGCGGGAAUAAAUUAAAAGAAAUUUUUAAUUAUUAAAAAUUAAGAAAAAAGAUUAAGAUAUCUUUUAAAUCUAAAAAAAAAAUAAUAAAAUAAAAAGUAAAUAAUAACAAGAGUAUGAAACGUACAAAAUAUUUACAAAGAAGUAUGAAAUCAAUCACAUAACAAUAAGAUUUAAGUGAAAAAAAAUUUACUAAUAUAAAAUAAAAUAAAACGUAGAAGUACUUAAGUAUUUUAGCGGAUGAUAAAAGGUAAAUUUAAAAUUGAAAUUUAUAACAGGGCUUUAAAUUUUAAUUUUUGUAUUAUUAAUUAAUUUGUCUUUGUUUGAUUGUGAGAGACUAGAAUCAAAAUGAAAGCGUAAGCGGGACUUGCGCAUUGGUUACUUGCCAUUCUUUUUAAACAAUAUUUUCAGGUUGUUUUAUUGUUAUUUAACACUAGAAAUAUCAAGAGAAAAGAAUUUAUUAAAAAAGGGACGUUUAUUAUUCAUUAAUUGGAAACUUGAUCGAUUAAAAUUUUUUGAUAUUUCUUGAGUUAAUGUUGUUAUAAUAAUUCAUAUGUCCAAGAUAUCGGUAGCACAAAAAAAAACACAAAAGUAUUGUUAUAUUUUAUCUAACUACUAUCACAGUAUAUCAUUAUAAUUUUCCCUAAACAUUUUUACUCUGUACUGUUUGCAAAUCUAAUCUGAAAGUUUUUAUAUUAGAGUCUUUGUAGUCUGUAGUCGUUUUCUUUAACAUCACAUUCGUCACUAUUUUGAGUACAGUAACAGCUAGUUAUUGUGUUAAUUGCUGUUGAUGUAAAUGAAGAUGAGUUAUGAUACGAAUCAAGAUUUGAAACUGAACCAAUAUUACUGAAAUGACGACUCUUAAAAAACGUUUUUGAGAUAACCAAGCUAAAAUUCAACUUUGUGAUCUCUAAAAAUUUAUUAAAAAUAAGUAGCGAUAAAAUUUUACGUAUUUUAGAGUUUUUCUUGUGCUACCGACGAUAUACAGGAUGAUUCUCAACCUAUACGCAUAAACUUGGGGAUUUA
This is a messenger RNA of Onthophagus taurus, 2848 nucleotides long. It is a transcript of the gene Mnn1, whose product is annotated as Menin 1. The record is from RefSeq and is a predicted model, not a curated record. Gene Ontology annotation, cellular component: nucleus; histone methyltransferase complex; chromatin. NCBI's taxonomy places the organism in Eukaryota, Metazoa, Arthropoda, Insecta, Coleoptera, Scarabaeidae. Gene Ontology annotation, molecular function: Y-form DNA binding; transcription cis-regulatory region binding; chromatin binding. Gene Ontology annotation, biological process: regulation of transcription by RNA polymerase II; negative regulation of cell cycle; negative regulation of cell population proliferation.